Molecule: messenger RNA, 798 nt
Organism: Exophiala aquamarina CBS 119918
Lineage: Eukaryota; Fungi; Ascomycota; Eurotiomycetes; Chaetothyriales; Herpotrichiellaceae
Exons: 2
Coding region: 1-798 (265 amino acids)
Source: RefSeq, a predicted model, not a curated record
AUGGUGAAAUUCUUCACCCAGAUCGAGCCGGACCUCGCGGAAUGGGCGAUGAAGCAGCCAGUGUUCUUUGUGGCGUCCGCGCCGCUCAAGGGGAAACACAUCAAUCUCUCCCCAAAGGGGCUGCCGUCGUCAUCAUUCAGCAUCCUGACGCCGAACCAGUGCGCGUACGUCGACGCGACGGGCUCCGGGAUCGAGACGAUCUCGCACAUCCAGGAGAACGGGCGGUGUACCGUCAUGUUCUGCUCGUUCGAGACCAGCCCGCGCAUCAUGCGGUUUUUCUGCACCGGCCGGGUUGUCGCGUGGAACGAGCCCGGGUUCGAUGGUUGGUUGAAGCGCAUGGGCGGCAAGACGGUCACGGGCGCGAGGGCCGUGGUCGUGCUGGAUGUCUACAAGGCCCAAACAUCAUGCGGUUUCGCAGUCCCCUACCUCGCAGUCAAGCCCGAUCCACAAUCCCCCACCACCAACCAAAUCGCCUACCUCGAAGACCGCAACACGCUGGGCCACUGGGCCGGCAAGCAGAUCGAGAACGGCGUGAUGAACGACUACCGCGCGAACUGGAACCGGCGCUCGCUCGACGGCCUGCCUGGGCUGAGGGUCGCGAGGAAGGAUUUCGGCGAAAGCCUGUGGCUCGGCGAUGUGACGUCGCAGGUCAGGAAGCGGAACGGUGUGCACAUGGCGCUCGUGGCGGUCUUCUCGUCGUUGGCAACUGUUGUUGCUCUGUGGCUUUGGGGGGUGUUGCGGUUACGGGAGGCGGAUGUUGAAUGGUUUGGUCGCCUCCGUGGGUUGAAUGUGUCGUAA